AUGGUUAAGCGCCUCUUUGCAGAUUUCAUACUUGGCUUACAGGAACGGGAUGUAAGCAGGGCAAUCUUCAACAACAAUGAUAUGACUGACAAAAAGGCUUUUGAGGUUAUUGAGAUUGAACUCAAGCUUAUAUUCGAUUUGCUUUACACCAAGGCAAAGGCAGUCUACACUUUUUGGGGCAUUGCUCGACGAAUCAUUGGAAUCCUUCUCACCUUGAUUGUAUUGGUGAUUAUUUUGUUGCAUGAGAUGGUGAUAUCAAAGAAAAAAUACCACAGCUACGCCAAGAUUGAUUUUACCAUAACUUUGGUUUUGUUGGCAGUCGCUGUUCUUGUGGAUUUAUGGGCAAUUGUGGAACUAGCUUUUGCCGACCAAACCACUCUUUGGUUAAUUAAGAACAAGAAAACCACCCUCCUAAGAGCCAUCAAUAGUAUUUUACAACUUGGUUGGCUCAAAAAAAAAUCUAAAACAUACAGGUGGUCAAAUUCCAUUGGUCAAAUCAAUCUGCUGAGAUUUGCCUUACAAAAGCCCCUGCCCUGCCUUCCAAUCCUGAAGCUAUUAUGCGUUGAUGAAAUACUAGAGAUAUUCCAAAAUGAGACUCGUGAAGGAAUCUGGGAAACCAAUUUAAAAGGUCUAGUUUUCGUUGAGUGUAGAGAUUGGAUAAAACUUAGAGGCAAUGAAACAAAUCCUGAAGAAUUUCAUGGCUUAAGGGGAGGUCGCACGCUUAAAAAGUUUGGUCGUAAUGAUAUUGAUUGGAGUGUGAAGUUGGAGAUGGACCAAAGCAUCCUUGUCUGGCACCUUGUUACUGAUAUUUGUUGUCAUGAAGACAAAUACGCAAGGGCAUGGCCGGGGUAUCAUAGAGAUUGCACGUCCCUGUCAAGAUAUAUGCUUUAUCUUCUAGUCAAGCAUCCUUACAUGUUACCAAUUGGGUCAGCACACAUCAAGUUUCGGGACAUUUAUCUGGGACUUAGGGAACUCAUGGAAGAACAGCUUUCCAAACCAGUUAAGCAAGAGGAAGCUUUGGAUAUGUCAAAAAAUAUGACAGCCAAGGACUUACUUACUGUCAACGAUGGGGACAAAAGUAUUUUGGUGAUAUUCUAUGCGUGUAAGCUUAAGUCUGCAUUAAAUACAAAUGCAAAUGACACAUGGGAAAUAAUUAGGAAAGUUUGGCUGGAAAUGAUGUGCCAUGUUGCUAGCUAUUGUGACAGAAAAUACCAUGCUCAGCAGCUGAGACGAGGAGGGGAAUUUGUCACACAUGUUUGGCUUCUUAUGGCACAUUUUGGCUUAACGGAUCAAUUCCAGACACGACGUAAUCCUACAAUAGGUGAGGUGGUUCUAUGGUAG
Messenger RNA from Quercus lobata, 1341 nucleotides. RefSeq lists its product as uncharacterized. The transcript has a single exon. NCBI's taxonomy places the organism in Eukaryota, Viridiplantae, Streptophyta, Magnoliopsida, Fagales, Fagaceae. The record is from RefSeq and is a predicted model, not a curated record. Bases 1 to 1341 code for a protein of 446 amino acids.